Molecule: messenger RNA, 543 nt
Organism: Parastagonospora nodorum SN15
Lineage: Eukaryota; Fungi; Ascomycota; Dothideomycetes; Pleosporales; Phaeosphaeriaceae
Exons: 3
Coding region: 1-543 (180 amino acids)
Source: RefSeq, a predicted model, not a curated record
AUGCAUUCGUACCUCACCGCAAUUAUCCCACUGCUUGGCCUAAGCAUCGACCUCACGUCUGCCGCCCAUGCCGGUUUCCACGUCCAGUUCCCAUGGCUAUCCCGGGCUCCCAACCCAGAGACUCGGCCAGAGAUAGACCGUUACAAUCCCUUCUGCGGCGAGAUCGUGCACAACCCCCAGCGAUACGCUCGUAACUCACGCAGUUUCCUCUCCUUCUCCGGCCAUCCUGGAGACCUUGUAUCUGCCCUCUAUACCCGACAUAGAGUGCCAAGGAUGAGAGCAGACUUCCCUUACACCAUUCUGGAGGGUGUAACCAUCCAGCCUUCGGGACAGCUAUGUGUAAAUGUCACAAUACCAUUUGAGACCGAUGUCGACGAAAUGGGUGUUAUGUACUUCGAGGCAAGAGACCCGAGUACGGGAUAUAUAGAACACUACUGCUCGGAUGUAAAGAUGGCUGAUAUAGAGGCUCUGCCCGAGGAACAUCCAGCCAUGUGUGCAGCCCACAACGAGACGCUCAUCCCGAUGCCCGACGAGUACUUGUAG